AUGAUUAUAUUCGAGGAGCCAGCUACGGCUCUAUUGGCUUUGGAUGAUGCUCAAACACAUCAAGAGCCUGCUACGGCUCUAUUACCUUUGGAUGAUGCUCAAAAACCCAAAAAGACCCCUAAACCCUAUGGCGGCAAGGUGAUUGUACUCUGGGACCUGGACAACAAACGACCAAUUGAAGCUCUUAAUCCGUACGAAGCAGCACAAAACAUUCGUGCAUUUGCCUCCCGCAUCGGCAAGGUAGUCGGCAUCGCCGCCUUCGCCAACAAAGAUGGGUUAUCCUUCGUGCCGCCCGAAGUCAGAGAUUCACGCAAAGACUUGGAGGAAUACUACACACUGGAACAGGAAAUGUUCAAGCGGCAUAAAAUCAAACCCGAAACGCCCUAUGUAUGUGGUGUGUGCGGUAAUAAAAAGAAAACUCAGAAGGAAUUGGUCAAACAUUUUGAGACGCUGCAUAUAAGAGAGAGGCAAAAGAAGAUGAAUAGAGUAAAUCAAUUUAAGGGUGCAAAGCGGAAGAAGCUUUUGGAUAAGAUGUUACCCCGGAAGAAAACUAUAAAGUAUAUAGAGGCAGCUGUGGGGGUCAUCGAGCCCGCCGACAGGUAUAAACUCCAUAGCGAGCUUAAACGCGCGGGGGUCAUAGUAAAUCAAGUGGCAUCGGUUCGGCAGGCUGCGGAUAAAGCGUUGAUGGGGUCUAUGAUAGAGAAUGCCUCGCUGAAAAGGGGUGUAGGGACGAUUGUGGUGGGGAAUAGGACGAAGGGAAGAAAGAAGAAACUGGCAAGAGCGGCGUGUGCGUGGUUGCCAUGGGAUAUGCUUGAAACGGGGCGUAUAGAUAAGGAUGUUGUUGAAGGGGCAUUUGCACAAGCUGAGAUGAGAAAGAAAAAAGCGAAAAGGAUAGGGCAAAUGAGGCAGAUUUUUGGUUUGCCUGAGCUAGAUGUGGAUGGGGAUGGUGCAUCAUAUUCAGGCAUAUCUUCCUUUGAUGAAGACAUCGAUGACCAUGAGGAUAUUCUUGACGAGGAUGGUAAUUUUGACGAGAAGAAUAUAUUUGACGAGGAGGAUAUGUGUGAUGACGAUCUUAUUGGCCUAGACGAUAUUUUGACAAGGAAAAAAUGCUGA
This is a messenger RNA of Sclerotinia sclerotiorum 1980 UF-70, 1113 nucleotides long. RefSeq lists its product as hypothetical. The transcript has 3 exons. The coding region runs from base 1 to 1113 and encodes 370 amino acids. NCBI's taxonomy places the organism in Eukaryota, Fungi, Ascomycota, Leotiomycetes, Helotiales, Sclerotiniaceae. The record is from RefSeq and is a predicted model, not a curated record.